AUGAAGCACACGGAGUGCAAGGUUGAAGAGGGCCCCGUUUCUUCUGGUGCCAGGAUAUACGAGGAAAUGAGUAACGUGCAGAAGCAUCUGCUUAGGGACUACUUGUCGUGCAGGUUGGGUACCGCCAGCAACUGGCGAAAAGCCGUGUCGCAGCGAGUGGAAGAGGUGGUCCAUCGCAGGGCACAGUCUGGAGAGUCUCUGGAUGCCCACGACGUGGUGGGGGAGGUGUUGCCCUUUUCCCGCUCCAUUAUUCCUUCCGAGGUGCGUGAGGGACUCUUCCGUCAAAUUUCAGAUGCGCUGCGUCUGAGGGAUGAGCGGGACUGA
Trypanosoma cruzi is the source of this 324-nucleotide messenger RNA. RefSeq lists its product as uncharacterized. The coding region runs from base 1 to 324 and encodes 107 amino acids. The record is from RefSeq and is a predicted model, not a curated record. Lineage: Eukaryota; Euglenozoa; Kinetoplastea; Trypanosomatida; Trypanosomatidae. Gene Ontology annotation, biological process: mRNA export from nucleus; positive regulation of DNA-templated transcription. The transcript has a single exon. Gene Ontology annotation, molecular function: transcription coactivator activity. Gene Ontology annotation, cellular component: SAGA complex; nuclear pore.